Messenger RNA from Iphiclides podalirius (scarce swallowtail), 750 nucleotides. The record is from the annotation of a GenBank genome assembly. Lineage: Eukaryota; Metazoa; Arthropoda; Insecta; Lepidoptera; Papilionidae.
AUGGCAUAUGACUUACAAAAAGAAGAGGAUACUAAGAUAUACGUUGAGAACUUAGGAAUCGAGUAUCGCUUCGGAUGUUACCAAGAGAAGAAGCCAGAAGUAUGUCAACUUUUAGGCGACUAUUUAGAAGCCAUAAAAAAGGAUUAUAAGAAAGCAGUUACCGUGUACAGAACUAAUUGUCUCGAUUACAACUAUGGUAAGUCAUGCCUAAAAGUUGGAAACUACGCCUUCUUGGGGCGUGGAAGGGACAAACCCGAUGUCACAGAAGCAUUGCAAUACUUUGAAAAAGGAUGUGAACUUAACGAUCCAGUAUCCUGUUUACAUGCUGGUGUACUUCUUACUGCUACCAGCCCUGGAGUCACUGUACCAAGGGAUAUUCCCAAAGGUUACAACUACUUGAAGAAAGGUUGUGACCUGAAUGAUGAUAUGGCCUGUAACUACCUCUCGGGCAUGUAUCUCGUUGGAGUACCUAGAAAUGUAGCAGACUUCAAUCCCCAUAAUCCUGAGAAGAAUAAAAACAUAGACUAUUUAAUCAAGCCAGACUUCCGCCAAGCAUUUCAGCUUGCAUGCAAGGCAUGCGAUCUAGGCAAUAUGUAUGCAUGUGCCAAUGUUAGUUUGAUGUAUAAGAAAGGUGAUGGCGUUGAGAAGGACUUGGAGAAGUCGAAGAAGUUUUUUGAACUGGCACAGAACCUUAAGAAGGCACAUGAAACUGCCAAACAUGUCAAAUUCCAACAAGGCCUGGAAAAUAAU